AUGCUUCGUCUGUCCCUGCUUCUGCUCAGUGGUGGCCAGAGGGUUUGGGCCACAGUGGCGACGAUUCAAGAAAACGUUCGAUCCAGCCGCAUUCUAUCGAAGAUGGAACACUCAACGGAAUAUUGGAAGGCGUUGAUUGAAUACGAUGACUAUUUCCUGAGGCGUAAAAUCUGGAGAAUGAGCCGGAUGAUGGCAAACGUUCGGGGAGAUCUGACUGUGGACGAAGCUAUGCGUCCAAUAACUGAGGUGUUGACCGGCGCGACGAUGGGCGAAUGGGCCGAGCUGAUGGAGAAUGGAUUGUUGUCUAUUGCUUGCCAAGUUGUUGGCCUCUGUGCAGUCGGCUUGGUGGGGCUGCAUCGCCUUCUUACUCUCAUUAAUAACGGUUUUCAACUCGCCGGGGCAUUUCCGCAGAAGCUCGGGCCUCGAUUCCAAGGUGUUCUGAUAGAGUGGUGGCCACUAAUGGUCAAAAAUCUCUGGGAUGCUCGCGAUUGUAUCCUACUCCAUCCAGGGGCUGUCUUAGAACGAGAUGCAUUCGCCAAACUUGUCAGCAACUUCCGGAAGUCCUUCGUGACACGUCCGUUGCAUGCAUGGCUGUUGUCUGACAGCCUUGCUGCUUCAGACGGCCUCUCGGUUGCCCUCUUGACAAGCUGUCUCAUGCACUCGUACGCAGAAGAUUUCGACGUAUGCGCGACAGCCUUCUCGGUAGUAAUGACUUCACGUCGCGACCACUCGGUACAGAUUACCAGCAUCGCGUCUUGCCUCUCUGAUCUUAUUCUACGGGUCUUGAGUGCUUGUUCUGCGGAUAAGGACUUCAUUCUGGCAUUACUCAACCACAGGCCGCUGUUUAAAUAUCUAACGUCCCUCCUCAAGGACCCUCAGCUCCUUAGUAUGGGCUCGGACCGGCCGUUCGGACCCUCGCCAGUUGGCGCUGUUCUCAAGGUUAUAUACGAGUGCACAGCCAGUGUCUGGACUGGUUUUCGCCAAGACAUUGUUCCCUACCUAAUAGCAUUAAAUAGCGCCGAUAUCUUCGGCGCAUUGGAGAUCGUAUUCCUCCAGUAUGGGAACCUGCGACACGACGAGGCUUAUACGGCAGUAGGCAUUUUGGAAGAUCUUGCCUGCGUUAUCAAAAACGAACACCGCCUGUUGCCGUUUAUACGACGCCAGUUUCCGCGUCCGCGGUUGUUGAGAGUACUUCUCGAUAUCAGUUAUGGGGAAAAACAGGAUCUUGUUCCCAGAGAGAGUGGCAAUCCAUCCUUCGUGUCAACACUUCGGUGGGCGUGGGCUCUUGUGGACGGACUAAGCGGAAUUGCAGGAAUCGGGCCACUCGGGAGUGCAAAGCCUGCAGAACCGUUUGAUACUGUGAUCGCGCCUGUCAGAAAAGUCUCUCCCGGUUUGGAUCUUCUAGACUUCUUCAAACCACCUACUGGCCUUUUAUCCUGCAAGUCACAAACAUAUCGCAGCGCUCCUGCCCGCGCUGCUGGUUCUCAUAUAUUGGCGACACAGAGACGAGACAUGGAGAACUGA
Stereum hirsutum FP-91666 SS1 is the source of this 1524-nucleotide messenger RNA. RefSeq lists its product as uncharacterized. The transcript is spliced from 10 exons. Bases 1 to 1524 code for a protein of 507 amino acids. Lineage: Eukaryota; Fungi; Basidiomycota; Agaricomycetes; Russulales; Stereaceae. The record is from RefSeq and is a predicted model, not a curated record.